AUGUCGAUGUAUUUCCGUGGAUUGUUGUUCUUCUUCGCUAUCUUCUCCGUCCUGCUUCAGUUUUCCACUUCCCUGAUCAGUUCCUCUGGCGCCUUCGUCAAUCCUUCCAAAGUUAAGCAAGUUUCAUCGAAACCCAGGGCAUUUGUAUAUGAAGGGUUUCUCACGGAAUUGGAAUGUGACCAUAUGGUCUCUCUUGCUAAAGCAUCCUUGAAGAGAUCUGCUGUAGCUGAUAACGAUAGUGGAGAGAGCAAAUUCAGCGAAGUCCGUACCAGCUCUGGCACUUUUAUCUCCAAAGCAAAGGACCCCAUUGUUUCUGGUAUAGAAGACAAGAUCUCCACUUGGACAUUUCUUCCAAAAGAAAACGGGGAAGACAUGCAGGUAUUGAGAUACGAGCACGGCCAAAAAUACGACGCUCACUUUGACUACUUCCAUGACAAAGUCAACAUUGUCCGUGGUGGACACCGCAUCGCAACGGUUCUCAUGUAUCUAUCCAAUGUCACAAAAGGUGGAGAAACCGUAUUCCCCGAAGCAGAGGUACCUUCUCGGCGAGUACUCUCUGAAACCCAAGAAGACCUUUCUGAUUGUGCCAAGAGAGGAAUCGCUGUGAAACCAAAGAAAGGGGAUGCUUUGUUGUUCUUCAACCUCCACCCAGACGCAAUCCCGGACCCGUUGAGCCUUCACGGUGGAUGUCCUGUGAUAGAAGGAGAGAAAUGGUCGGCGACCAAGUGGAUCCACGUGGACUCAUUCGAUAAGAUUGUGUUGCCGGGAGGAAACUGCACGGAUUUGAACGAGAGCUGUGAGAGAUGGGCAGUGCUUGGGGAAUGCACAAAGAAUCCAGAGUACAUGGUUGGUACUGCUGCGCUUCCUGGCUAUUGCAGGCGAAGCUGUAAGGCUUGUUAA
This is a messenger RNA of Microthlaspi erraticum, 900 nucleotides long. NCBI's taxonomy places the organism in Eukaryota, Viridiplantae, Streptophyta, Magnoliopsida, Brassicales, Brassicaceae. The record is from the annotation of a GenBank genome assembly.